UGCUGGUGGUGGUGGUGGUGCUCCAAAAGUGUAUUUCCGCCGGUAGCGACCGUCGAUCGCGCUGUGGAGGCGUCAGUUUUUGGGGUCCUGGACGUCUGAAGUGUUGCGCUUUGCUCUGCUUGACACCCGUCAGUGUCAGUGUCCGGAAUACCGGUAGUGUACCAGAGAGACGAAGGGAGGCGACAGGACUUGUAGACAGAGUGGAGAGAAACGACGUCCCGAACAACCUCACCGUGUGGUUGCCCCGUGUUGCUGCUACUGCUACUGCUGCUACUGCUGCUGCUACCGUUAGGACUGACGAGUGAAAUCGGAACACAUCAUUCCGCAGUAGAGGUGGUGGAGAGGAAGGUAACGGGCGCGGGCUUGAACCGGGGCUGUUCCCGGAGUCGAACGGAACGAUUUGAGGCGCUCGUUUUUGGCCACUUUAACGAGGUGAUAGAGAACGCAAACAGUGCCACAAUUAAUGCGAUGAGCAUUAAGUAUGUAAGUGACUGGUCGUGAACCAAUUCCGUGCCAAAUCUAAGUGUAUUAGUGUUUGCUCCAAACGGUGUCAGGAUAGUUCAGGUUCCAGCGCCGGAUUCCAGAAGGUUUCACAUCAUGGAUGGAUCACCACCGAAAGCUAACAGGAAGGUUCGAUUUUCACUUCCCGAACCGGCGGUACCGGCCGCUCCAGUGGCUAAUCCGGUCCAGAAGCAACGCAUGGCCCACGGUACGAUGCAGUACGUCAAUGGGACACUCAUCAGUCAGCAAACCACCGGUGGUCAUGGCCAGGGUGGUCAGUCGCGGGCCGGAUCCGGUCAUACCAACAAUCACCAUCAAACGCUACAAGUAACGGCCACCGCAACGACCGUCCCUGGCGUUAGCUCGGCGUUUAAACCGAAAGAGCUGAACAACAAAAUUGUCUUGCAUCUGCGGCCCUCCGUUAGCUCCCUGGAUGGUAGUGGUGGCAGCAGUGGAAGCGAACUAUCCCCCAAGGGGGGCAGCUCCUCGAUCGAUCUGAUGAAAUCCUCCUCUUCCAAGCAGAAAGCACUUGGACAGAAGGGUAUGCCCGGUUCCGGAACGACCGGUACCGGUGGUAGCCGUUCGUUGAAGACUCUGCCUCAUAUCAAUCAGAAGUUUCCCAGCUCGGAAGAUGUAAACAACAACAUCGGUGGCCAAUCACUGGCAUCCUGUGGCACUGGUACGACGACCGGAGUGAUCCGCCAGAAGACCAGUGACGAUCUCAGUACGGUCGGUAUGUGGAACCAUCCGACGAAGAAACCAACCCUCAUCCUGCGCACCAUCUCGAGCACAACAACUACAACAACAACAGCAACGACGGUGAAACCGUUUUCCGCCCGAAGUCGUACGAAAUCGGUUGGAAAGCUUCCGGUUGGGAACUCGAUCGCCGUCCGGUCCAACAAAACGCUCAUUUCCCCUCAUCUGCAGCCAUUGGAUGCUGGUGGUGGUGGAGUAAUGAUACGUGUCCACGAGAAUGGCAAUGGAAAAGUGUCUUCGGGAGUGCUGGAGCAGCCCGGAGCUACGAACGGUGCUCCCAAGGCUAGUCCGCCUGCUUAUGGGAAGAACAACUUCCUGGCCGUACCGGAGUACAGCGAUCGGUACGAGGGCAUGGAAACGGUGGUUUCGGCCACGGCACACGAAGAAGUGGAAGAGGAUGAGUUCGAGGAUAGCGAGCAGGAGGAAACGCUGGCACAGAAACCACGCGCAGGCGGCAAGGACUCAUCGGCCGAUUCAGUGUCCACUGCGGGAAGUGGAUCGAUUUCCGGGCUGGAUUUCCGGUGCACGCGAGACACGAACCUGGGCCGCGACAAAAACUCGGCCCAAUUCUGGGACUUUGUCGAGCGAUGGCGCACCAACCGGGCACUGAAGAAGCUCGAGGGGAACCAUGGCGGCGGCGGCAGCGGCGGAGGCGGUGAGCCAAGGAAAGGCAAAAUCGAUUCGGCGGACACCAAGAACGGAAUGGAGGCGGGCCGCAAAUGUCCGAGUGAUUUGGAUUUUGGAGCGUCGUACAAACCGGCGGACGCGAAAAGCCCCACACUCAGCUCGCGGAUACGUGCACUCAGGAUGAGCCUCGAACAGGUACCGACGGUGACGACGUUGCUGCGAGCAUCACGCGAUGCCAACGAGUAUCUGCUGAAGGAAGUCUUUCGGGACAUUCUGGAAAAUGGUAUCUCGAAGGAGAAUCUCAACUCAACCGAUCGCAGCGGAAGGACGGCCAUUUCCUACAUCUGCUCGACGAAUUUAACCAACUUUUUGGAGCUGUUCCUGCAACUACCGGGCAUCGAUGUCAACAAACCGGAUAACGAGGGCAACACGCCGCUACACUUUGCGGCCCAAGCCGGACUGUCCGAUGUGGUGAACAUGCUAAUCACCAAGUGCCGUAGUUUGGUGAUCGAUCCAAAGAACAAUCUUGGCUUUACGCCGCUCAUGAAGGCCGCCCUGCAGGGCCGCACGCGGUGCGCCAAGCUGCUGCUCUUCGCUGGGGCAUCGCCAGUCGAAACCGAUGCCGGGCGAGGAUUUAGGGCCGAACAGUGGGCACGCUUCUGUGGACGUCACACUUGCGCCGAAACGAUAGAACAGUGUGCCCGGGCCCGUUUGCUGGACAAAUCGACACCUUGCGGCCGAUGGUCACACGACAUCAAUCUGCCGGUGGACAAGAAUGCACUCAAGGCACGCAGCUGCAGCAUUACGCCUCAACCCACACAGAAUGGAUUCCGCUCCAAAUUCCGCAAAGUAUUCCCGUUCAACUUUAACUCCUCGAAGGAAAAGCCGGUCAGCAAGGAGGGCGAAGAGAAUUACACCAAGGAUUUGGUCAACUAUCUAAAGUCCGCGACGCUGUGCGUUAGUGGGCCCGCCCUGUCCGCCAACCGGAAGAUAAUCCAGAGUCUAAUCCGACCGCUGGAAGUGCCAAAACUAGAGGUUACGUAUGCGAACAACAACGCACUCAUCAAAAAGUAUGAGGCAUCCGCAAGCGGAGGAACGGAAAAUGGUCAUGCCAAUGGCAGCCGGCGCCACUCGGUGGACGGAUCCACCACCGAUAGCCGGCAUGCUCAGUCACCGGUACCGGCACCGAGGGCCAAUAAGGUCCGGAACUGAAACACCAGCAAACCGAGCCGGUCCACCAAUUCACGCAAAAGAGAUAUACAUUUCCUCUCGACGAACGCAGCUUGAGUAGUGUGGUAGAUCGUUUGAGUUGUAGCGCGUAAAACAUGCAUAAUUCAUUACUCUUCUUCUAGCCUAUAAGUGUGUAUCCGAUUAGAAACAAUAAAGAGUAGUUUUAAGAU
Messenger RNA from Anopheles darlingi, 3284 nucleotides. RefSeq lists its product as uncharacterized. Gene Ontology annotation, molecular function: protein binding. The record is from RefSeq and is a predicted model, not a curated record. The coding region runs from base 598 to 3096 and encodes 832 amino acids. Lineage: Eukaryota; Metazoa; Arthropoda; Insecta; Diptera; Culicidae. The transcript is spliced from 9 exons.